AUGGCCCUGCUGCACUCUGGUCGCGUCCUCUCUGGAGUCGUCGUCGCCUUCCACCCAGGCCUCGCCGCCGCGGCUCCUGCCAGAGCCAGCUCCUGGUGGGCCCAUGUGAAGAUGGGGCCUCCGGAUCCCAUUCUGGGAGUCACUGAAGCUUUUAAGAGAGAUACCAACAGCAAGAAGAUGAACCUGGGAGUUGGGGCCUACCGGGAUGACAAUGGAAAGCCCUAUGUGCUCCCUAGUGUCCUGAAGGCUGAGGCCCAGAUUGCUGCAAAAAAUCUUGACAAGGAAUACCUGCCCAUUGGGGGUCUGGCUGAAUUUUGUAAGGCAUCUGCAGAACUGGCGCUGGGGGAGAACAGUGAGGUGGUGAAAAGUGGCCGGUACAUCACCGUGCAGACCAUUUCUGGCACCGGCGCACUCAGGAUCUGAGCCAGUUUCCUGCAAAGAUUCUUUAAGUUCAGCCGAGACGUCUUUCUGCCCAAGCCCUCCUGGGGGAACCACACGCCCAUCUUCAGGGACGCUGGCAUGCAGCUUCAUGGGUAUCGGUACUACGACCCCAAGACUUGUGGUUUUGACUUCACUGGUGCUAUCGAGGACAUCUCUAAAAUGCCCGAGCAGAGCGUGCUCCUCCUGCACGCCUGUGCUCACAACCCCACCGGAGUGGACCCCCGCCCCGAGCAGUGGAAGGAGAUGGCCAGCGUGGUGAAGAAAAAGAAUCUUUUUGCAUUCUUUGACAUGGCCUACCAAGGCUUCGCCAG
This is a messenger RNA of Echinops telfairi (small Madagascar hedgehog), 752 nucleotides long. RefSeq names its product aspartate aminotransferase, mitochondrial. Gene Ontology annotation, molecular function: L-aspartate:2-oxoglutarate transaminase activity; pyridoxal phosphate binding. Gene Ontology annotation, cellular component: mitochondrion. Gene Ontology annotation, biological process: biosynthetic process; L-aspartate catabolic process. Bases 1 to 423 code for a protein of 140 amino acids. The transcript has a single exon. The record is from RefSeq and is a predicted model, not a curated record. Lineage: Eukaryota; Metazoa; Chordata; Mammalia; Afrosoricida; Tenrecidae.